GACAUUUUAUACAUUGCAUGCAUGUAUUUGAAGUAUAAUAGCUACAAGAUAAUACAUACAACGUCAUAGUUUUAGUCCAAGAUGUUUACAGUGUUCUACUUUUUGCAUUUGGCUAUAUUAAGCAUCCUUAGCACAAAUGGAUACCAGCAUGUUGUUAAGGUAGCUCCUACUGUUCAAGUCCAAGGAAUGGAGUCUCCACAGUAUCAAACACUCUGUCACUACAUCAACACCACGAAUAGUAUGAAUACAACAAAUACAACUGUUGAAUUUCUUCCUGGAAUACAUGAAGUUGAUCAUUGCACCAGCAGCCAGUUAGUGGUGGAACAUGUCAGCAACAUAGUUUGGAAAGGCUCACAAUCACUAAAGAAGGAAUGGCCAAUAAUAGUGUGCAAUAAACGAUUCAACUUUAUCUUUAGAAGAGUUGCCAACUUAAUGUUAACAGGUCUUACACUGAGUAAUUGUGGUUACGCUAACCGCAGUAUGGUGCUACCUAACGAGAGAAGUUACACCUGGUAUUGGGAAUAUAUCAUGCUUUCCAAUUUUAAAUUUAUGGCAGCAAUAUCCCUGGUCAGCGUUACUAACCUAAAUUUUGAAAACAUAGCCAUUAUUAAAAGCGUAGGGUACGGAUUAUUCGCUUGCAACAUAAUGGGAGAAUCACUAAUCAAUUCCUCUACCUUUGGGGAGAACAAGGCAACAACAUCAGAUAAGCAUGCUGGGGGUAAUGCUAUCUUCAUUUUUCUUAAUGAUUCUCAAAUGGUGAUGAAGCAACCUCAUCUCACUAUUCAAAACUCCUUUUUUUACAAUGGAACUGAUAAUUUCCUUUGUGAGUGGAAGUGUGAAAUCAAGAAAUUCGGUAGGCAAAUCCGUUCAAAUGGCUUAGGAAUAAUUACAAUACAAAAUAAAUACGCUGUAAAUGUAUUUAUUCACAAUGUGACGUUCUCUGGAAAUUUUGCACAGAGAAAUCGUCUUUCAAUACUUAUUAAUGACCACAGCGGUAUUGGCAAUAGCUUUCAGUUCAUUAACUGUAAAUUUGUACAAGACGGAGCAUUAAAGAUAGAGCGAAAUUCUGAAGGAAAUAAUACCAUCAUAAAUGGACAUCAAUCCACUUUAUUGGUCAACGUUGAAAAUUGUAUUUUCUCUGAGGGUUUAUAUACUGGAAUUCAUGUAUUCCUUGAAGACGAAAACCUUUUCCAAGACAUUGUAAUCAGUAACUGCACUUUCAAACACUUCCGAUUAAGAUCAAAAGCGGUGUUGCAGGUUGUACAACUAGGCAUAAGCAGCUCAUGUCCACGAAUAAGGAUGAAAAUCACGAAUUCGAAUUUUUUGAAUAACUUAAUACCAUGCUCCAAGUUUGAGCUCACAACAUUACCAUAUAAUACCAACAAAUGUCCAUCAAUAAUAAUUGAUAACUGUACUUACGAGAACAAUCACAGUCCAAAUGACUAUUUGAUUUCAUCAGUCAAAUCUAAAUUGAUAUAUAUAUAUGGAGUUAUGUUUGUAGAAAAAUAUGAAGACGAGUACAUACGCAACGGGGGUUUUCUUGACCAAGUAGCCUUUCGGAGUACAUCAUUUAUCAGUAACACGUUGGGUCCCCAGUCAUUCAAAGGAAUAGUUGGUGCAACACGUGUGUACAUAUCAUUCACUAACUGUUAUUUCGCAAAUUCCACAGGAACAGCGAUACAAGCAAAUCAUUCAGUAAUUAGUCUUUUUGAAACUAAUCAAUUCAUCAACAAUACUGGCAAAGAAGGUGGAGCACUGUCCCUCUUGGAGUCAAGAUUACAUCUCAAUAACAACUCAACAACAUUUUUUGAUCGCAAUAAGGCAAACUAUGGGGGUGUGAUAUUUGCUACUCCGUACUACUCACGUGGAAAUCAUAGAGAAAUUCCGUUUUGUACAUUGGGCCUUCCUAGUUACGGAAUAAAUACCUCAACAGAUUUGAAAGACUUCAACCUAAUAGUAAAUGUCACCCUGUAUAGUGACACACAAGCAUUAUACACUGGGAAUACUAUAUUCUAUGGAGCAUUUAAACAUUGCUUACGUGUGUCGCUUGUCAAUGAAAGAUAUGACGAUACUGCCUUGGUUCAAACAAACCUACAAACACUAUUAUUCCCAUCACAAUAUAUAUAUUCGGUACCAUCCAGCUUAAUCCUAUGUGGUGCAUCUCAGUUUGAAAAUAGAUUAGUUUUGUCAACAUACUCCGGAGCUAAUUUUAAUCUAAGCAUUAAAACAAUUGGAGAAAGCUACGCAGACAUUCUACCAGUUUUAAUAAGAGAGAAGCUUUGUGUUGAGUACUCCGACGAUUCUCGGAAAUGCAAAUUAGACUAUUUAAGUGAGUUACGAUAUGGAGCAGGAAAACAUUUGGUAACAACCGAUUGCAACAAUAUCGCAUACAGUGUUCACACUCUUUCUAAGAAAAUAUUUUUGGUAAUCCAAAUACACCAAUUAAUUGAAGAAAGUUCUUCCAUAAAACUCAAUGCUGCACCUGUGAUGGUUGAGGUAAAUCUCCAAUCAUGUCCAAUUGGAUACGAAAUGUCGAAGGAGAAACCAUAUUCUUGUAUAUGUACCGAAUACUUGUCAAGUUUUAAAAUUGAGUGUAAUCUUAAUGAAAAUGGGAAAAUAUUGAGGCUUAACCAAAUGUGGAUAGGAUUCCAUUACAGACAUCCAAGCAACAUAAGUGUACACAACUCGUGUCCAUUCGAUUAUUGUGUACCCAAUCAAGGAUACAUUAGUCUCAGUCAGCCUGACGAGCAAUGUAGAAGCCAACGAAAAGGUAUUCUUUGUGGAGAUUGCAGUGGUAAUCUGAGCAUUGUCCUAGGAACCUCCAACUGCAAGGAAUGCACUAAUUUGUAUCUAUUUCUGAUCAUACCAUUUGCACUUGCUGGAAUAGCUCUUGUGGUUUUACUAUUAAAGUGCAACCUUACAGUAGCUAACGGACAUAUUAAUGGCAUCAUUUUCUAUGCUAACAUUGUUCACAUCAAUAAACCGCUCUUCUUUUCCACAUCGAGUAAUGCUGCUAGUGUAAUAUUCUCCACCUUCAUAGCAUGGCUUAAUCUCGACCUCGGUAUUGAGACUUGUUUCUUUGAGAACAUGGACGCUUAUGCAAAAGUAUGGCUACAAUUUGUGUUUCCAGUUUAUCUGUGGACCAUUGUUGGUGCCACGAUUCUCCUCGCUAAAUUCUCAUCACGAGUUAGUCAAUUCAUUGGCAACAACUCUGUUCCUGUACUAGCUACUCUGUUCAUCUUUUCAUACGCCAAACUACUCCGAAACAUAAUUGCUGUAGUGUCUUUUACUUACAUUGAGUUUGAAGAUGGUUCAUCUAGUACAGUCUGGUUGCAGGAUGGAAAUGUGCAGUAUUUCAGUGCAAAACAUGCAGUGCUUUUUCUAAUGGCAAUGCUCUUCACAAUUGGCUACUUAUUCCCCAUGACAUUGUUUGUAUUCUUUGCUCCCUGCUUACAAGGUUGGUCAAACCACAAAGCUUUCAGGUGGGUGAACAGGUUGAAGCCACUUCUCGAUGCUUACCAAGGACCCUAUACCAAAAAAUUUCGGUCCUGGACUGGACUCAUGAUAUUUUUACGACUACUACUGUUCAUUGUGUUUGCAAUGAAUUUCAACAAUGAUGCUUCAAUGAACUUAUUCUGGAUCAACUUUUUGAUUUCGCCAUUUGCAGUGCUUUGCUUUAUAAUGAGUGUUUACAGGAACAAAUUUGCUAACUUUCUUGAGGCCUUUUCCCUUCUGAACCUCGUCACACUGUGCACUGUUAGCUGGCUGGUAAGAUGCACUGUUUACAAUAAGCCACACGAGAUUAUACCAGAAGUGACAUACGUCUCCAUUGCCCUGACAAUACUGGCAUUUCUGAGUAUUUUGAUUUACCAAGUCAAACUGAAAGUAUUAAAUUAUUUUCGCCAGAUUCUUAUCAGAAAGAAACCAAACGAUAAUGAGCCAGCCGAGCUAGAAAUUAUUGAGAGAGUACCAGCAAAACCAACGGUUACGUACGUGGAACUGAGGGAGCCACUAUUGGAUUUGUAGAUAGUGUUGUAGCUCAACACAUUCCUAAGCACAAACUAGACAUUGUUCGUUUUGCACCAAUUAGCUUAAUACCUUUAAUUAUAAGCACUUUUUUUAGAUGUUCUGUCUCGAGUAAAAUAUUUUUAAUCGUAUAAUUAUACAUGCAUA
Molecule: messenger RNA, 4173 nt
Organism: Halichondria panicea
Lineage: Eukaryota; Metazoa; Porifera; Demospongiae; Suberitida; Halichondriidae
Exons: 1
Coding region: 82-4026 (1314 amino acids)
Source: RefSeq, a predicted model, not a curated record